Messenger RNA from Sphaeroforma arctica JP610, 1156 nucleotides. RefSeq lists its product as hypothetical. The transcript is spliced from 7 exons. The coding region runs from base 13 to 1071 and encodes 352 amino acids. Gene Ontology annotation, molecular function: mRNA binding. Lineage: Eukaryota; Ichthyosporea; Ichthyophonida. The record is from RefSeq and is a predicted model, not a curated record. Gene Ontology annotation, biological process: positive regulation of DNA-templated transcription, elongation; mRNA export from nucleus. Gene Ontology annotation, cellular component: THO complex part of transcription export complex.
GGCUUGGUCACUAUGGAGAAACCCGAUGAUAUCGAUACACAGGCCCCAUCUGCGGCAACUGCGGCCAAGUUCCCGCCCAUGGUUACGUUCGUGUGCACUAAAGGGCCGAAGUACGACGCAGAGAAACGCUCUGUUUCCGAGACAAAAGCGGAUAGUGGUCGGUCCAAAAGCCAGGGCAAGGCAGCGGCCAAUGAGAUUGCGCUAUUGCACGAGCAGGACGACGUUCUAAGUCUCACCACGGGAGAAGGAGUCAGCGAAUGGUUUGACGCUUUGGCGUAUAGUCUAUGGGAGCGAGCACACCAUCAUGACAGCCAAUGGCUCUCUCAGCUGAGCACUGUAUAUGGUGCGCCGUUCGAGUGGGUGCAGCGUUUGUCAAAUACUGAUGACAAGGCCAAAGACACCGUACCCUCUGCUGCAGUUGCCGCCGAAUCUAUAAAUAGCACACCCAGGUUAAGCGGAGAAGAGCGAAGGAAUCAGUUCGGUACUACGAUCGCGCUGGUGUGCGAACGCAUGACCGUGGGCAAAGAUCUCAGCGCACAGCUGGCCGCAUUGAAGAAAAAGACCAUCGACCUAUCCUCGCCCCUGUUAGCAGAAGUAGCUGAACAGUUCCAACUGCGACCAACUGCCAAUCUCACCGAAUGGACGCAAACGGAAAACACCCCCAGUUAUUCCACAUACCUUAUGGCAUUGAGCAGGAACGGAUGGGUGUUACAGGCGACGAUAACUCUAAGCGUCAAUUAUCCAAGAGUCACCCCGUCGUUCGCGUUAACUAUGAAGGCGACGGGUAGUACGCCAGACCCUGACCUGAGCUCAGUGAUCAAACACAUGGAGGUGGACACGAACGUUUAUUGCCACGAGCUAUUUGUGACAAGUGAGAAUGUCCUAAACUAUCUGCUUGUGUUGCAAAUACGAAGGCUACAGAUGAUGUUUGACAUGUACGUGCACAUACUACAGUCAACCGACAGCCGUGGCGUGAUGAUUGGUCGUCUAUACGAACGAAAGCGCAGAGGCAAAGACAGACAUCUGCCUACACGCUACCAGGCCGAUAAGGGCGUCUUUACUCAUCGAUAAAAAUACAUGUACCUACUCUGAUACGUACGUCAAUGGUACCAGAUAUUAACUUCGGGGUUAUUAAACCAAAUCUCAUCGAAUGCAC